AUGGGAAGAGACACAUACCUCAAAAAGGUUCUUGGCGAAGACCGGUACCAAAAAGUCCAAGGCUCUACAGUUUUGAUGGUUGGAGCUGGGGGUAUUGGUUGUGAGCUUUUGAAGAAUCUCAUGCUCUCUGGAUAUGGGACUAUUCACAUAGUUGACCUUGAUACUAUAACACUCUCAAAUUUAAAUAGACAGUUUUUGUUUCGUAAGGGUGAUAUUGAUCAAUCUAAAUCGAUCACCAUUAAAAAGGCAGUAGAAUCCUUUAAUUUUCAUGGAACUAAAUUGAUUUCUCAUCAUGGAAAUAUUAUGGAUACCGACCAAUUUCCGAUAGACUGGUGGGAUCAAUUUAGUUAUAUUUUCAAUGCCUUGGAUAACUUAGAGGCGAGAAGAUACGUAAACAAAAUGGCUUUAUUCUUGAAAAAACCGGUUAUGGAAAGUGGGACUACUGGGUUCGACGGGUAUGUACAACCAAUCUUUCCAUACAAAACUGAAUGUUUUGAUUGUCAACCUAAAGCCACACCACAAACAUUUCCCGUAUGUACCAUUAGAUCCACCCCGAGCAAGCCAAUUCAUUGCAUCACAUGGGCCAAGGAAUUUUUGUUCCAACAGUUGUUUGACGAGCUGGUCGAAGGUGACGCUGAAGAUUUGUCCAAUGCUACAGAUAACGAUAAAGAGUUGGAAAAUUUACUAAAGGAACUGAAUGAGUUGGUUGAAUUGAGAAAAUUGGUGGUAGCAACUGGUGAAGUGAUUUCACAGAACACAUUCUUCUCGGAAAUGGUAAGAAAGAUAUUCCAAAUAGACAUCGAGAGGUUACUAUUGAUAGACACUUUAUGGACAAAUAGACUCAAACCAAUACCAAUUUCAGAUGCACAAAUUGAAGAAGUGGCGGACCUUAUAAGAUCCGGGGGUAUAGAGCAGAGAUUGGAAUCCUUAAUAGAUACUCAAGUCUGGUCUCCUUUAGAAAAUUUACUAGUAUUAUACAAAUCUGCUACUAAUCUUCAAACACGAAUGAAGAACAAUAAGUUCAUCGCAUUUGACAAAGAUGACGAAGAUACUCUCGAUUUUGUCGUUACUGCUGCCAACCUAAGAUCGCUUAUAUUCCAAAUUGAUACAUUAUCGAAGUUUGACGUCAAACAGAUUGCUGGGAACAUUAUUCCUGCCAUUGCAACUACCAACGCCAUAAUAUCAGGAUUUUCUAAUUUGGAAUCACUAAACUUUCUUGCUCAGAAUUCCAGGACUGACUCAUCUAUGGUUUUUAUAAGUAUAAGGCCAAACAAAUACGUCACUUCAGCCACAUUGGAAGCCCCUAGAAAGCAAUGUGCAAGCUGCUCUGUUGCGAGAGGAAUAUUAAAAUCCGAGGAAGGCACUUUAGACCAAGUUACCUUAGAGCAGUUCAUCGAUAAAGUCAAAUCCAAAUAUUCAUAUUCAAGUGAUAUCUCGAUAAUACUAGGGAAAUCCAAGCUAAUUUACGAUUUUGAUUUCGAUGACAAUUUACUGAAAAGCUUAAGCGAAAUCGGAUUUAAAACUGGGGAAUUGGUUUUAAUUCAAGAUGAAGAUGAUGAGGUGGAGAACUUAGAGUUGUAUAUUGAAGUCGGCCUCAAACUGAAUGACAUUGAGUUGCCUGAGUUGGAAUUAAGACAAAAAAUUUUGAUAGAGAAGGAGAAUGGACAUGAAAAUGGAGUUGGAAAGGAUGCGGAAGAAGAAUCGGGAGAUGUCAUUGAAUCUGAUAUGGCCUUUGAAACAAUAGUCAUAGAAGAUGAAGUAGAGGAGGAGGUUCCAGCGCCAAAAAAGAGAAGAAUAAAUUAA
This is a messenger RNA of Dujonia railenensis, 1803 nucleotides long. The record is from the annotation of a GenBank genome assembly. NCBI's taxonomy places the organism in Eukaryota, Fungi, Ascomycota, Pichiomycetes, Serinales, Debaryomycetaceae.